AUGGCCGUCUUUUUGGCGAGGCGUCAUCCAGUGACAUAUAUACUCACUUUUCAACGCACUAUUUGCGCAUACUACCACACAACCGAACUUCCAAAUGAGUAUGCUGCACGCGGACGCCGUGAGGCUGCAUUAGCAUCAAAACAAGCGGCAUCUGCAAACACAUUGCAGAAAGGCAAGUCUAACCCAAACCCAAAGAUAGCUACUCAACACAACCGGGAGAACUCGAACAUCGUCGAUCCAAGUGCCGGUACCCCCCGCACAGGCAAGAAGAAAGAUCAGAUGCUCCUCAGCAUCACCUCUCAAGAAGCUCAAGAACGGCUCAUUGAGAAGGUGAUUGCUGCGCUUGCAGCAAAGCGCAAUCCAAGACCACAGCGUGCACGGAUGUCUCCCUUGGCUCAUUACUUCAUUUCCAAAUAUGCUCAGAUGAAUGAUGACAUCACUUCUUGGUUAAUCGAACGCAGGGAUACUGGAGACUUGUGUAAUGCUGCUAUCGAGGACUUUAUUCCACGACUCAAAGACCAUCUGCUCACUCAACUUCGCAACCUUGCAUAUGACGGAGAUGAACACGAGUUUUCUGAUGCUGACCGCACCUUAGUCCUGUUCACUGACAACAAGAUAUACCAUCAUAGCAUUUUGCGCGUCAACUAUACGACCUACGAUCUCCAACGUGAACAAGACACCGUCAAUCCCCGUACGCGUGCUGAUAUUAUGGUCCUCUCCCAUGAAGAUGAGAAGAUUCACCCCUACUGGUACGCUCGUGUGAUUGGAAUCUGCCAUGUCAAUGUGGAAUACUGUCAGGACAACACACAAACAUACUCAUGUCCAACGCGCAUGGACUUCUUAUUUGUCCGAUGGUUCCAAUGGGAUGGUUCAGCUGCAGGAUGGGCUGUGAAAAGACUUCAACGCCUCGAAUUCUUUGACGAGGACAGCCCUGAUGCCUAUGGAUUUUUAGAUCCAGAUUCCGUCAUUCGUGGAGUGCACUUGAUUCCCAGUUUUCAACAUCGCUCAGACCCUCAAGAUCCUGAGUCUGACUGCCGUUUUCAAUAUAUGAACAUUUUUGUCGAUCGAGACAUGUUCAUGAGGUUCCGAGGUGGGGGAAUUGGUCACAAAGCUACCAGGGACUGGGACGACAUUCUCCAACACGAGGGACAUGGAGCCGAAGAAGAGGAAGAGGGUGAUCCACUUGAAGAAAUCGCUGACGGCGUAUCAGACGCAGAUGCAGAGGAGGAGCAGGAGGAUAUCGAGGACGACAAUGGUGACAGCGAGAGUGACGAAGAAGAAGGUGAUGACGAGGAUAGAGUCAUAGCUGAUGAAGGAGAGGAGCUGGAUGAUGAUGUGCUAGCAGAGGAAGGAUACGGCGCACUUCAAUGCACAACUUGCACCAUCAGCUAUAUUCGACUUCUAUCAUGUCUCUAG
This is a messenger RNA of Suillus subalutaceus, 1416 nucleotides long. RefSeq lists its product as uncharacterized. The transcript has 6 exons. The coding region runs from base 1 to 1416 and encodes 471 amino acids. Lineage: Eukaryota; Fungi; Basidiomycota; Agaricomycetes; Boletales; Suillaceae. The record is from RefSeq and is a predicted model, not a curated record.